Arabis nemorensis is the source of this 675-nucleotide messenger RNA. Lineage: Eukaryota; Viridiplantae; Streptophyta; Magnoliopsida; Brassicales; Brassicaceae. The record is from the annotation of a GenBank genome assembly.
AUGCUUGUGAUUGAUGUCAUACUCUCAGGUAGAAGAAAUUCAUCGAUUGAGAAAGAACACUGUAUGAAUCCUAAGAUCUGUAAGUACUGGAUUCAACGUUACAAUCUCUUCUCAAAAUACGACCAAGGAAUCGAAAUUGACGAAGAAGGAUGGUACUCUGUGACUCCUGAAGAAAUCGCAAUCAAACAAGCUGAGAGAUGUCGUGGGAAAAUGGUGAUUGAUUGUUUCUCUGGCGUUGGUGGUAACACUAUCCAAUUUGCUAAAGUAUGUUCUUCUGUUGUUGCUAUUGAGAUUGAUCCAGUGAAAGUCGAAUUUGCAAUGAACAAUGCAAUGGUUUAUGGAGUUGCUAAUCGUGUCGAUUUUAUCGUUGGUGAUUUUAUUCAAUUAGCUCCAUCUCUUAAAGGAGACGUAUUGUUUCUUUCGCCACCGUGGGGUGGACCGAUGUAUAACAAAGUCGAGAGUUACAAGAUGGAUAUGCUCAAACCGAGAGACGGGUACUCAUUGUUUAAGAUUGCUCAAUCCAUUACGCCUAACAUCAUAAUGUUUCUACCGCGAAAUGUUGAUUUAGCGCAAGUGGAAGAACUCGCUUGGCUCUCGUCGCCUCCUCUUACUCUUGAGAUAGAAGAAAGUUGUGUUGGAGGGAGAAUGAAAGCCAUAACAGCUUAUUUUAGUUGA